This is a messenger RNA of Cucurbita moschata (crookneck pumpkin), 1197 nucleotides long. Its product is annotated as 5'-methylthioadenosine/S-adenosylhomocysteine nucleosidase 1-like. Bases 238 to 996 code for a protein of 252 amino acids. Gene Ontology annotation, molecular function: methylthioadenosine nucleosidase activity. Gene Ontology annotation, biological process: nucleoside metabolic process. The transcript is spliced from 8 exons. The record is from RefSeq and is a predicted model, not a curated record. NCBI's taxonomy places the organism in Eukaryota, Viridiplantae, Streptophyta, Magnoliopsida, Cucurbitales, Cucurbitaceae.
GAAUGAAGAAGAAAAAGGUGUUCUUAUUAUUUUUUUGUUGCCUUAUGAAGCAGCCGCCGUUGAGCUGGUCUUUGUAGAGACAUUGCCACGUUCUCUAUCAUUUUCUCAACCUUUCUACCUCUCAGUCGCUCCAUAGUCCAUCGAUUUUCCUUUAAAUUGCUACCAAAACCUUGUCCAUUGAUACCCAGAUCACUAUAGCUCUUCGCAACAACAUUCCCACCUCUGCAUAAGGAAUCCAUGGAUUCUCAGCUUCUAAAUCAGCGCCCAAUUUCGUCUAUUCUCAUCAUAAUCGCUAUGCAGACCGAAGCGCUUCCUUUGGUGGAUAAGUUUCAACUUAGGGAAGAUGUUGGCUCUGUGUUUCCAAAGGAGGUUCCCUGGGUUCGUUAUCAUGGGAUUUACAAACAUCUUGAGAUCAAUUUAAUUUGGCCUGGAAAGGAUUUGGCCUUGGGGGUUGAUAGCGUGGGCACGAUUUCGGCUUCGCUCGUAACCUAUGCUUCUGUCCAAGCAUUGCAACCAGACCUGAUUAUCAAUGCAGGCACUGCUGGUGGUUUUAAGGCAAAAGGAGCGAGUAUUGGCGAUGUCUUUCUCGUAUCCGAGUGUGCUUUCCAUGACAGACGUAUACCUAUUCCAGUUUUCGAUUUAUAUGGAGUCGGAUCGAAGCAAGCAAUGUCGACACCCAAUCUCCUUAAGGAGCUCGAUCUAAAGAUCGGAAAAUUAUCAACCGGUGACUCGCUAGACAUGUCUGCACAGGAUGAAGCAUCGAUUCUAGCUAACGAUGCCACGGUUAAAGAUAUGGAGGGAGCAGCAAUUGCGUAUGUAGCAGAUAUCUUCAAAGUUCCUGCAAUAUUUGUAAAAGCUGUUACUGAUAUCGUCGAUGGCGAAAAACCGACUGCAGAAGAAUUCUUGCAGAAUUUGGCCACAGUUUCUGCAGCACUGGAUCAAGCAGUUACACAAGUUGUAAAUUUCAUCAGUGGAAAGUGCAUUCAUGAACUUUGAUGAUUGCUAGCUACGAUUUUUUCCCAUACAAUACAAGAUAUUGAACAGGCAAUAUGUGAUGUAGAAGAGUCAAUAAUACCCUAAGCAGAUGAACUUUUGAAGAUCAUAUUACGAACUCUCUAUUUUAUUGUAUCCUAAAUGUCUAUCGGCUAGCCCGAGCAAACUAAUACAUGCUCUCGUGCACUGGUUAUUUGGGAAUGC